Messenger RNA from Eurytemora carolleeae, 704 nucleotides. Its product is annotated as rust resistance kinase Lr10. The record is from RefSeq and is a predicted model, not a curated record. NCBI's taxonomy places the organism in Eukaryota, Metazoa, Arthropoda, Copepoda, Calanoida, Temoridae. Gene Ontology annotation, biological process: protein phosphorylation. Gene Ontology annotation, molecular function: protein kinase activity; ATP binding. The transcript is spliced from 9 exons. Bases 83 to 703 code for a protein of 206 amino acids.
AAUUCCGUUCAACUCUGCAGAGUGCGCAGCCCUAAAAUAUCUUUAAUCUCACGAAUUCAGAACUAAAGAGUUAAAAAGAACAAUGGGGGGCGUACAACAUUCAAAGCUAAUGGAUUCGAGUGCAGUAAGUGGACUAUCAUUUCUUGAGGAAGGACAAUUCUCUAAGGUUUACAAGGGAUAUAUGACUACAAGUAAAGUACCUGUAUCAAUAAAGGUUCCAAAAGUGCCAGAUUUUUUAAGGAAAGAUAAGAAAGAGGUAAAAAAUCACAUCGAAGAAGCAAAAAAACUUUUAAAUUCUCAAAUCAGGAAAGCACAGGGAGAGAAUAUAGUUCGAUGUCUCAACGUGGCCUAUGAUGAUUUCCGGAAAGAAAUUUGGGUGGUUAGAGAGUACGUAGAUGGAACUGAUCUUGAAACAGUAAUGAAGAAUCCAAGCCUGUGUCCUAGUCUCCUAAGUCCUGAAGAGAAGAUGAGAGUUGCGGUGGGAAUUGCAAAGGGGAUGAGUUAUCUGCAUGGUUUACGAUAUCCUGUUGUCCACGGAGAUUUCAAACCAAGUGAUAUUUUACUUACUGCUAAGACAAAGGUCCCCCGUCUCACUAACUUUGGACUCUGGGAUUUCAAGAAAUAUUUUGUUGAAGAAACCCUACCGGCAGAUGUCGUCUUUCUUAACAUUCAUCAGGCUCCAGAGGUAAUAUUUCCCAAAUAGA